Messenger RNA from Uranotaenia lowii, 2759 nucleotides. It is a transcript of the gene Tbh, whose product is annotated as tyramine beta-hydroxylase. Bases 611 to 2572 code for a protein of 653 amino acids. Gene Ontology annotation, molecular function: copper ion binding; dopamine beta-monooxygenase activity. Gene Ontology annotation, biological process: norepinephrine biosynthetic process; dopamine catabolic process; octopamine biosynthetic process. Gene Ontology annotation, cellular component: secretory granule membrane. Lineage: Eukaryota; Metazoa; Arthropoda; Insecta; Diptera; Culicidae. The transcript is spliced from 4 exons. The record is from RefSeq and is a predicted model, not a curated record.
CCCCGGAAUGUGAAUCUCCGGGGAUUCCGACGACGGGGUGGUCUAGUGUUAUUUGUCCAACUGAACAACGGUACAACAAGUGGUUCUUCCGGAAGCACGACGAUGACGAGGACGAAGUCGUCGAGCACGUCCGCUUGAAGUCUGACGACGACGACGACGUUCACCUUUCCGUUUGAACGACUUCCGGUUGGACGUUCGGGCUGUGCAAUUGCGGAACAAAUAGAUAGAUUACACGUGUGUUCCUCCGCAUGUACGGAAAACGGGGAUCAAGGAAAGAAUGUAAUAUAAAAACUUAUUCCCCGAGUGGAUUUCCAGGGCACGAGAGUAAACGUGACAUGUAACGGAUUCUUCGACCAGGGAACGUGUUGAACAAGGCACCCUUGUCUUGCUGUUGCAGUCGCUGUCCAAUAUAGUGAGAAGAUUUCCCGCAACCCAAAAGAAGAUAACACGUGUUGUGCUGUGUGUGGAAUCGCGCGCGGUGGCGUAGUUAAAAAAAAAGGAGGAAAAAGUUCUAAAAGAAUAAAGCUGUGAAGAAAGAUUCAUAAUUCAUGAAUUAAUUAAAAAAAGAAAAGUUCUGCUACUGGUGUGACGUGUGAACGUGAACGUGAACAUGACUUUCAUCAAGUGGCCGUCGUCGCUAAGGGAGAUGCAACAUUGGAGAAGGCCGUCCUUUGGAGGGCUUUUUCGGGUGCAGUCGGUAUCGCCUGGCCUAGCCGGGAUUGUCGUUUCCAUUCUGCUGCUGGUUGUCAUCGGUGCUCCCCGGGAUGUAUCCUGUUUCAACAUCUCCUCGAACCAGAUUCACAGCCUGAGUCUGGACCACCACAAGCUGCGGCUCACCUGGAUGAUGGACUGGUACCGGAAGGAGGUGCUGUUCCACGUACAGGACACCUUCCAGCACGGGCACUACAAAUUUUUCGCUCUCGGCUUCUCUCCGCGCGGGGAACUGAAGCGCACCGAUCUGUGCAUAUUCCUGACCGGGUCCGGGACUGGGUCGCUCUUCAACCAGGCGCUCGAUACCUACACGUCCCGAGAUUUCAACCGGAUUUACCUGGACACCACCCAGAACUGUGACGUGAUGCGCAUCGACGAAACGUCGGUCGCGUUUAGGAGAAAGUUUGAUACGUGUGAUCCGCAGGAUGUAGAAAUCCAUGGCGGAACAAUGUACGCGGUUUGGAUGCGGGGUAAACAUGAGCUUGAUAUGUCCCAGAAUUGGACUGUGAUGCCUAAGAUCGAGAAACAUGACCAGGGAGUUUUGCCGGUGCAAAUAUUGCGUGCCGAUACUAUUGAAGUUCCGGAAAAACAGUCUACGGUGAAAAAGGUCGAGAUUAAGCUGAAUAAGGCGAAGAUUCCUGCUGAUGAGACUACGUACUACUGUAAGGUUCAGCGGUUGGAGUCUUGGCUUGCGAGUAAGAAACAUCACAUAGUAGAGUUUGAACCGAUCAUCAGUAACGAGCACCUGGUUCACCACAUGGAAGUGUUCCAGUGUGUUUCCGACCCCGGCCACAAGAUACCGCUGUAUGAGGGAACUUGUGCGAAUUUACCGGCCGAGGCGAAGGUUUGUAACAAGGUGAUGGCUCUCUGGGCCAUGGGUGCCAGUGCUUUCACCUAUCCGCAUGAAACCGGACUCCCGAUCGGAGGUAAAGAUUCCAAUCCGUACAUCCGGUUGGAGGUUCACUUCAACAAUCCGGACCUGAAGGCCGGUGUCAUCGAUAGUUCCGGGAUGCGAAUCAAGGUGGUUUCGAAGCUGCGCAAAUACGAUGCCGCCAUCAUGGAACUGGGGCUGGAAUACUCGGACAAAAUGGCCAUCCCGCCGGGACAGAUUGCUUUCCCGCUGACCGGAUACUGUAUAGCCGAAUGCACAAAGGUGGGCCUGCCGGAGUCCGGCAUCACUAUUUUUGGGUCCCAGCUUCAUACGCAUCUGCGAGGGGUGCGGCUCAUGACCAGACACUUUCGCAACGGGAAAGAGCUGCGGGAGGUCAACCGGGAUGAUUUCUACUCGCAUCACUUCCAGGAGAUCCGGCAGCUGCGCUAUCGGCCCAAAGUUUUACCGGGAGAUGCUCUGAUGACGACCUGCUAUUAUGACACCCGCGGCUACGAGACGGCCACCCUCGGAGGGUUUUCCAUCAGCGACGAAAUGUGCGUCAACUACAUCCACUAUUAUCCGGCAACGAAACUGGAACUAUGCAAAAGUUCCAUCUCGGAAAAAUCGCUCUACAACUACUUCAAGUACAUGCAAGAGGUGGAAAAGCAACCCGUCGAUCCGGAUGGGGCUCGAUCGACCAACUAUCGCGGCAUUCACUGGACCCGGACGAGGGCAGAGCAGCUGUUCGAGUACUAUCUUGAGGAGCCUUUGAGUAUGCAAUGCAACCGGUCCGAUGGGUUGCGUUUCGAGGGAUUUGACUGGGAGGGAGCACCGAUAACGGAAUUCAGUCCACCGAAGCCGAGCACGGAUGCGGAGCUGGAUGGACGUUGCUCGAUUCCCUCGGAGCUGCACUGGUUCAAACCGCUGGAGAUGGGCAAAUGUGAUGCCUUCCGAGAUUGUAUCUACGCCGAGGAGAAGAUCAAGGAAUAAACGCGUGGCGCGUUCAGGUCUUAAAAUGUUGGAAUUCUAAAAAAAAAUUAGGACCUUUAACUCGUUUCAAAUCCGGUAUUUGAAUGAGAAAUUGUAAUAAGUGAACUAAAAAAACAAACAAGUUUUCUGCACCAAAUAGAUUUUUUAAUAAAAAAAAAUAUAUCUCUUUGUAAAAAGUAUCACCGAA